UUCCGGGGCGGCGCUAUGUAUUGCGGCGCCGCGGCGCUGGGGGGAGAAGAGAGUGGCGGUUCCGCUAAGGCGGUUCUGGGUGUGAGAAAGACCGUCAUCGUCCCCGCUACGAGCGCCCGCUAUGUCUGAGGCGGCGGUGGCCGAUACGCGGCGCCUCAACUCGAAGCCGCAGGAUUUGACGGACGCCUACGGGCCGCCUAGCAACUUCCUAGAGAUCGAUAUCUUCAAUCCGCAGACCGUGGGCGUCGGUCGGGCCCGCUACACCAGCUAUGAGCUCCGCAUGAGAACAAAUCUACCCAUUUUCAAACUGAAAGAGUCUUGUGUGAGACGACGAUAUAGUGACUUUGAGUGGCUGAAAAAUGAGCUGGAGCGUGACAGUAAGAUUGUAGUGCCUCCACUUCCUGGCAAAGCCUUGAAACGCCAGCUUCCCUUCCGAGGAGAUGAGGGCAUCUUUGAGGAGUCUUUCAUAGAAGAAAGAAGACAGGGCUUAGAACAGUUCAUAAACAAAAUCGCUGGACACCCGUUGGCACAAAACGAGCGCUGCUUACAUAUGUUCCUGCAAGAAGAGACCAUUGAUAGGAAUUACGUCCCAGGGAAAGUUCGCCAGUAGGGAGAGUCUGACAUUCUCCAUUUCUCUCUCUCUCUCUCUCCCCCUGCAAAAAUGACAUUUAUUUUUACAAUGUCCCUUCUGAACCAGCUUCUUCUCUCUGAAUCUCCCCACUUGUCCAGUGUUGCCUGCCAUGCUGUCCCAUUCCACCCCCUUACCAGGCAGCAGUGUUUGGUUCUGUUGGUCUUUGGUCUCUACAUUAAAGGUGAGAAUCUCCACCUGUUGCUUGUUGAAAGUGAGCCAAGAACUAGUGUAAGGUAUUGCAGCAUGCAUCAGAUCUUCUUGUCUCCCCUUGUGCAAAGAUGUGGGGAGUUCUGAAGCCUAGGCAUUUGUCCCCCUUUCCAUGCAGCCACAGACCUCCGAUGGUGAGUAACUGAUCUUGAAACUCUUCCCACAGCUAUUGUGGAUGUUUCUGUGGGUGUUCUUAUGGGUACCCUUCAUCCCAGAAUCACUGGAAAGUAACAAGUAUCUCCAAUCCCUGCUAGGUUGAUACUGCAGACCAGAUGCUCCCUUAUUCAGACCUUGAAAGCUCCCUUAAUGAGCAGGAAAAGGUAUUCUGAGUUUUUAGCUGCUGAUGCCACUCCUAGGAAUGUCUUUAGCUUUGAAUCAUCCAUAUCAAGGGGGAAUUUUUUAUCCAAAGCAUGAGGCACCUUGUUGAAAGCCACUGCACUCCACAGAAGGGAGCCACCCUCCUGCUCCUCCAGAUGUGAUUAGCCUAGAUGCCAGAAUCCUACUGAGCAAAUAAGAUAGCUGGUUUCUUGGGCAAUUUGACUUUAAAGCCUGCACAGCAGUGUUUCUCCAAGGAUUCCUAAGAUAGUGGCAUAGAAAGUAGUCAAAGCUAAAGUAUAUUUAAAAUACAGAUUCUGUGGCUGCUAAAUGUCUUCAGUUAUACUUGUUUGCCUCCAUUUGUGGCUACAAUGUAAACUUCAUUUUUAUUAUUCAUCAGCAGUGUAUAUUAGAAGGCCCUGCAGUUGCUCUUUAGGUAAUCUAAGGAGCUUCUUAAAAGGGCCCCCCUUAAUCCUGGAUGUUGUGGAUGAGGGUGGGUUUGGGGUUACAGACCUCAAAAGGUGUGUAUCUUCUGCUUCUUCCACUACUUGGCAUGGGAGAAGAUAUCAGAGAGCAAGAAAGAACCUUUGUACAAAACUCCAUAUAUGCUUGGGUGGGGGGAAGAAGGAAAGACAGGAGUAACUCGAUACCUAAUGUGGGGUUAGGCAGAAAAGAAUGUCAUCUGGGCUGCCACAGAAAACACUAAGAGAAAAACCUGCCCAAGCCCAGGGUGGUCGUAUCUGUUGCUGGAGAGGUGCUAACUGUUGUGGAACCUUGCUAACUUUUCUGUUUGAAGCAGCCUACUGCUUCCUCCUGGACCAGUAUUAGCUAAGGGUUUUUUAAAUCCUUCAUUGGUGCACAAGGCUGAAGAUCAAAGGCUGUUAAUGCUGUGCAUAUAUUCCGAUGUGGGGCUUAUAAUUCAGCAAACUGUCUUUGGUUUACUGUCUAAUGUAAUGUCCAAGAUUUGUUCAUAUUAAACCACUGUGAAGCCAA
Molecule: messenger RNA, 2146 nt
Organism: Sphaerodactylus townsendi
Lineage: Eukaryota; Metazoa; Chordata; Lepidosauria; Squamata; Sphaerodactylidae
Gene: SNX12
Product: sorting nexin 12
Exons: 4
Coding region: 122-610 (162 amino acids)
Biological process (GO): late endosome to Golgi transport; endocytic recycling
Cellular component (GO): retromer complex; early endosome membrane
Molecular function (GO): phosphatidylinositol-3-phosphate binding
Source: RefSeq, a predicted model, not a curated record